AACCCGCCUCCGUCUCUCUCUCUAUCUCUUGCCACUUCUUCCCCCGUCCCCUUCCCUCGCAACUCGCGAUUCCCAAAUCCCGAUGCGCCCUCGCGCCUAGCCCCCUCCGCCGCCGCCGCCAACAUCACCUCCCCUGUCACGGGACGCCCCCCCCCCUCCCCCUCCACCGCGUCCUAUGACGUCGCCGACCUCGCACCACCCGGACUCCUCCACCCCGCACGCCGGGAUCGGCAACGGCAACGGCGGCAACCACCACCUCCACCCGCCGACUCUGACCCCGGCGCCCGCGAGCACCCCGGCCGCUCCCCCCGCGCAUGCGCACGGGGGCCCGCAGGUGCGUCUCAUGUGCAGCUUCGGCGGCCGCAUCCUGCCGCGCCCGGGGGACCGCCAGCUGCGCUACGUCGGCGGGGAGACCCGCAUCGUGUCCUUCCCGCGCGCCGCGGCCUCCUUCGCCGCCCUCGUCGCCGCGCUCGCCAAGGCCGCGCCCGCGCUCUUCGCCCCCGGGGCGCCCAGGCCGUCCCUCAAGUACCAGCUGCCCCAGGACGACCUCGACUCCCUCAUCUCCGUCACCUCCGACGACGACGUCGACCACCUCGUCGACGAGCUCGACCGCAUCCACGACCUCUCCGCCAACGUCGCCCGGCCGCCCCGCCUCCGCGUCUUCCUCUUCGCGCCCGCGCCCGCGCCCGACGCCGCCUUCGGCUCCGUCCUCUCCGGCACCGCCGGCGACGCCGCCCCCAGCGACCAGUGGUUCGUCGACGCGCUCAACGCCCCCGCGCCGCACCCCAUCGAGCGCGUCCGAUCCGAGUCCUCCUCGAUCGUCUCCGACGUCCCCGACUACCUCUUCAGCCUCGACAGCCCGUCCGACGACCCCAGCCCCGGCCCCUCGGCGGCUCGCGCCAAGUCCGACGCCACGGAGACUCCGCACCACCACGGCGACGACGUGCCGCCUUCCGCUCGACAGAUACCGCACGUCGCAGGAGGAGCGUCAUCGUGGCCCGCCCCGCCGCCGCCGUACAUGGCGCAGCCUAUGUACUACUUCCCCGUGCCGCCACCGGUCCACUAUCUCGACCAGUCUGCGCAGAGUGGCUACAUGCCUCGCCCGAUCUACCACAUUGUCGGUGGCGGAGGAAGCGAGGCGCCUGGCGGAGAUCUUCACGCGGCCGGCGGAGUCUACGGCGUCUCGCACCACAUGCAGGGGUUCCCGCCGAUGAUGUACGCGCCGCCGCGCGCGGUCAUCUACAACUACAAGUCGGAGGGGAUGCCAUCGCUGCCUCCGGAAGGUGGGGCACACUCUUCCUAGGCGCAUCGACUACUUCACAUCUCUGAAUCCUGAUUAUUGUUGCAGAUGCCUAAGCUAAGGAGUUUUGCGUGGUAUUUUUUUUAUCGAUUCGUCUAAGUCUUGUUCGUUGUUUUGUAUAGAUGGAGGGGUUGAUGGUGAUGGAUAGAUAUUAAUGCAGCUUUCGUCUAGUGGAAAUAUAUUCGUGAAAUGUAUAUCAUACUAAAUAGUAUAGUAUUUGGUGUGAUUAAUUAGUAUUCUAGUUAAUGUAAUGUGGGAUUCAUAUAAUCUAGGUGGUUCUGGUCUUAUAGAAACCAUUUUUGGGCAUUUUAUAUUUACAUAAACUGGAUGUUGGGUGAAUGUUCUAAGCAGUAUGUGCUGUGUUGAACCUCAAUCACUUAUGAGUGGUUUACUAAAUUUGAAUUUGCUGUUCUUUGCUUGAGUGCUGUAUUGACUGAACGAAUUCUCUCUAGAUUUGAUAAAAGAGAUCAUGUUUAGCCUGUUUACUUCUUAGUUAGUUUGAUGAGUUCAUUUGUUUUAUGUCUGUAUUGAGUUUGUAUGAUGUGGUCCUUCUCAGAUUCUGCUGCUGUUCAGUCCUCCUGAGGAUCCUGUACUUGGAACAACAUGUAAAGCAUCUACUUCGGUUCUGAUGAACAUAUGCAUGCUAGUACUAGUAGAUAGAUCAUAAAACAUAUACACAUACUCAGAUGUAAGAAAUCAUCAUGUGUACAUCAAAAUAAAUUCAUUUAUAUAAUAAGUGAUCUUU
This is a messenger RNA of Zea mays, 2045 nucleotides long. RefSeq lists its product as uncharacterized. The transcript has a single exon. NCBI's taxonomy places the organism in Eukaryota, Viridiplantae, Streptophyta, Magnoliopsida, Poales, Poaceae. The record is from RefSeq and is marked validated. The coding region runs from base 176 to 1303 and encodes 375 amino acids. Gene Ontology annotation, molecular function: protein binding.